This is a messenger RNA of Botrytis cinerea B05.10, 4561 nucleotides long. RefSeq names its product BcCHSII (gene BcCHSII). Bases 497 to 4003 code for a protein of 1168 amino acids. The transcript has 2 exons. Gene Ontology annotation, cellular component: cell septum; cell periphery. Gene Ontology annotation, molecular function: chitin synthase activity. The record is from RefSeq and is a predicted model, not a curated record. Lineage: Eukaryota; Fungi; Ascomycota; Leotiomycetes; Helotiales; Sclerotiniaceae.
GUACCCUUACCCUUACCCUCGUUCCCUCUUUUCCUCCCAUGCUUGCUUGCUUGCUGCUUGCUUGCGUGCGUUGCCUUGUCUGCCCUAGAGGAAAAUCGGAUGCUGCGUGUCUCUGAAAAGAAUGUCCUGUACGGUCCUGUCCUGUACCUACAUCGUACAUACUUCCUCUCUCCACUUGGCCGAUGAGACUUGAUAAUUGUUAUUGUCGUUAUUAUACUUUGAUUUUUUAAUAUUGGAAUUGAUUUGGAGGAAUUGACUUUGAAUCUGAACUUGAAUUUCAAUCUAAAGCCAAGCAAAAAACCCAAUUCUGAGACUCGACUCCCAAAGGGAUAUCAAUAUCAAUAUUUACACCAAACAUUCGCUUCUCUCCCAAACCAAUCCAAUUCCAUUCAUGGAAGAGUAAACAUCCAUUCGCAUUCCCCCCCCAAAGAAGUUUGGAAUUGGCGCAUUUCCGUCGCAAAAUUCACUCCCAAAUCACAAAAGGGUAAUUUUAAAUAUGGAUCGCUCAAAUACUCCCUCGAUGCCUCCAAUGUAUUCAGAGACAUAUCCAGAUGAAUAUGAUUCAAUACCUGCAGGUCAUAAUCGACAUGGCUCCGAAAUUCGUCUGUUAACUUCCUACGAUGAUCCCGAUACCCGUCCGUAUGUAGCACCACUCGCUCCGCGAGCUCUUCAUUUAUCUCCCAGGAAACCCCCUCCAGCCGUGUCCGUGGCGACCCCAGAGCAUCUCGCGUCUCUCAAGGAAGAAGAACAAGAGGAAGUCAUCUCAUCUUGCAAGUUGCAACAAGAAGUCGAGAUAUCAGCGACAGCUAUGAGUGCCCAUGACCCCAAUGAUAUCGCGCAUCUCUUGCCUGUUCUUCCAGAUGGCCCUUCCCGUCGAAGAUCUCUUCGGCACCCGGUUUCCUCUCCUUUGUCUACUUUGAAAUCUCAAUUGAUAGGUAAAAAAAGCUCACUGUUGAAAAAUAUUAGUACUUCCUCCGAUCGCAGAUCUUAUCAAGCUUCUGUUAUGUCCACAGAUUCCUACGAUGAUCAUAGAAGAGCUCCUUCGAUAAAUACAUAUGACGACCAUAGACGUCCCCCAUCAAUGAAUACCUAUGACGACCAUAGAAGACCUCCGUCAAUUAAUACCUACGAUGACCAUAGAAGACCUCCCACGGCAACCACAUACGACGAUCACCGAAGAGCUCCUUCAAUCAUAGACAACGUCCCAGAUUUACCUCCUCCCGAAAGCGCAUAUCGUCCAUAUUCCCCUCUACAAUAUUCACCCUCCGGUCGAGCUUCUCCAACGCGAACCUGGUCUCCAAUCAGAGAAGAAAGGAAUUCUUCGGAAUUCAACGUGCCGCCUCCAAUGGGUUAUCAUUAUGAACCAUCGGAUUUGAAUGGAAGUCCAAGACCUGGCACUCCUUCAACGGCUUAUGGAGGAAGUCCAAGAAGACCAUUACCUCCAGCUCCUUUAUUUGCGGCUCAUGGUGCUCGGUCACCAUUCGGAGAUGACGCAACGAUUCACAUACCCCUCGAACACGAAGAUGACGAAAUGUUAGACGAGGAUGUUUUUGGACCGGAAAAGAGGGAUAUGAGAGGAACUAUGAGGUCGAGACAAUCAUAUUCGACAUUUGCUGAUGAUAUGGAAAGUGCAAAGGACUACGAACAUUAUGGGCCAGCACCUUCUGGAAAGCAAGAACGAAGAGGUGCUAAUAGAACGACUCAAAUGAAAAAACGAGAAGUCAAACUUAUUAACGGAGAACUGAUUUUGGAGUGUAAAAUCCCUACUAUCCUUUACAGUUUCUUGCCCCGAAGAGAUGAAAUCGAAUUCACACAUAUGCGAUAUACAGCUGUUACAUGCGACCCAGAUGAUUUUGUUGCGAAAGGUUACAAAUUACGUCAAAAUAUGGGAGUCACAGCUAGAGAAACCGAACUUUUUAUCUGUAUUACCAUGUACAAUGAGACGGAGAUUGAUUUUACGAGAACGAUGCAUGCUGUGAUGAAAAAUAUCUCACAUUUUUGUUCUCGAUCGAAAUCUAGAACGUGGGGAGAAAACGGAUGGCAAAAGAUUGUGGUUGCUAUUAUUUCGGAUGGUAGACAAAAAAUUCAUCCGAGAACACUUGAUGCUCUAGCUGCUAUGGGUGUUUAUCAAGAUGGAAUUGCUAAGAAUUUGGUCAAUGGAAGAGAAGUUCAAGCUCAUGUGUAUGAGUAUACGACUCAAGUCUCUUUGGAUUCGGAUCUUAAGUUCAAAGGUGCUGAAAAGGGAAUUGUUCCCUGUCAGAUGCUUUUUUGUCUCAAAGAAAAGAAUGCAAAGAAAUUGAAUUCUCAUCGUUGGUUCUUUAAUGCUUUUGGAAGAGCUCUCACACCGAAUAUUUGCAUCAUGUUGGAUGUGGGUACAAAACCCGGAGGUAAUUCACUUUAUCAUUUGUGGAAAGCUUUUGAUACCGACUCUAAUGUUGCUGGUGCUUGCGGAGAGAUCAAAGCUAUGAAAGGAAAAGGCUGGAUGGGACUUCUUAAUCCUUUGGUGGCUUCUCAAAAUUUCGAAUAUAAGAUGUCGAAUAUUCUUGAUAAACCUAUUGAGAGUGUGUUUGGUUAUAUCACUGUCUUGCCUGGUGCAUUGAGUGCAUACAGAUAUCAUGCUUUACAGAAUGAUCAUACGGGUCAUGGUCCUUUGAGUCAAUACUUCAAGGGAGAGACACUACAUGGUCAAAAUGCAGAUGUCUUUACGGCAAAUAUGUAUUUGGCUGAGGAUCGUAUUUUGUGUUGGGAAUUGGUGGCUAAGAGAGAUGAAAGAUGGGUAUUGAAAUAUGUGAAGGGAUGUACUGGAGAGACUGAUGUGCCAGAUACUGUCCCCGAAUUCGUAUCACAGAGAAGAAGAUGGCUCAAUGGAGCUUUCUUUGCAGCUGUCUAUUCUUUGGCUCAUUUCAAACAAGUAUGGCAUACAGAUCAUACCCUUGGACGAAAGAUUCUUCUUCAUAUUGAAUUCAUCUAUCAAUUCAUUCAACUCCUCUUUACUUACUUUUCUCUGGCCAAUUUCUACCUCACAUUCUACUUCAUUGCCGGUUCGCUAUCUGUUGAUAAUAUGGAUCCAUUUGGCCACAGUAUCGGAAAAUAUAUAUUUUACGUCUUAAAAUAUGUUUGUGUUCUUCUUACCGCCACACAGUUCAUUCUAUCUAUGGGAAAUCGACCACAAGGAGCACGAAAAUUAUAUUACAUGUCCAUGAUCAUAUACUCGAUAAUCAUGGUAUACACACUCUUCUCCACCAUUUACAUCGUCUACCGAGAAGUUCACGAUAAUGCCAAGAAUCUUGUAAUGGGCAACAAUCUCUUCACUAAUCUGGUCGUGUCGCUUUGUUCAACAUUAGGGCUCUACUUCCUCAUGUCUUUCCUCUACCUGGAUCCUUGGCAUAUGUUUACCAGUUCUGGUGCUUACUUUGCCCUGCUUCCAAGUUACAUCUGUACCCUUCAAGUCUACGCCUUUUGCAACACUCACGAUGUGACAUGGGGAACCAAAGGUGACAAUGUCAUGUCUACCGAUCUUGGUGCCGCUUCUGGAAAAGGACAAACGGUUGAACUCGAAAUGCCGUCUGAACAACUCGAUAUCGAUUCUGGCUACGAUGAAGCCCUUCGCAAUCUCCGUGACAGACUGGAAGUCCCCUCUCCUCCUAUCUCGGAAUCUCAACAGCAGGAAGAUUACUACAAGAGUGUUCGUACGUACAUGGUUCUUGUCUGGAUGAUUGCAAAUGGAAUAUUGGCAAUGGCUGUUAGUGAAGCUUAUGGACCGGAUCACUUGGGGACGAAUUAUUACUUGACGUUCCUACUGUGGGCGGUGGCAGCGUUGGCACUCUUUAGAGCGGUGGGAUCGAGUGCUUUUGGAAUUAUUAAUUGUGUGGAGGCGAUUGUGGAGGGGAGGAUUAGGGUGUCGAUGACGGUUCCUAGGUGGAUGGGAGGGUGGAGUUCGAAGAUUAGUGAGGGGAUUAGCGAGGGGAUUAGCAGUGUGGGUAAUGCGGUUAAGAGGAAUUAGGGGGAGAGUGGGGAGUUUAUUAGAAGGGAAAGAUGGGGAUGAAGGAAUGUAGGAGAAAAACUAAUAUAUGAGGAGGUAUGCAGAUGGAGAAGCGGAGAUGAUGCAGAAGAAGAAGAGAAAAGAAGAGUUUUUGAUUGAUACCAUGGGAACACGAAGCAGAGAUCUUAUACCACACCACGGAAGAAAGGAAAUACCUCGGGAUAUAGGAAAGGGAUAGGAUUGGUUGGUUGUUUUGGGAUGUGGAUGGGAUUGGAGGUUUUUUUGUUCUUCUUACGCUUUGAAUGAUGGACGGAUGUAAAUAUGUAAAUAUGAUUUGGGGAGGUGUUUCUUGUUUUAUUAAUGAUGACUUUUUUUUUUACUUUUACUUUUAAUUCUUUGAUGGGUGGAUUUGUGAGGGGAUGUUGUGUGAGGAGAUGAUGGAUAUGAGAGAGAUGAGAUAGAUGGUAUUCGAGCUUGAGAAAGAAAUACCUGGGUUAUGCUUUGGAAACGCUUGUUCUUUGUGAAUGUUGCUUGGAAGAUUUGUAUCGAUGUGCUCAUUAGAUGAAUUGGACUUUUUCA